Spinacia oleracea (spinach) is the source of this 609-nucleotide messenger RNA. RefSeq lists its product as uncharacterized. The record is from RefSeq and is a predicted model, not a curated record. NCBI's taxonomy places the organism in Eukaryota, Viridiplantae, Streptophyta, Magnoliopsida, Caryophyllales, Amaranthaceae. The transcript has a single exon. Bases 1 to 609 code for a protein of 202 amino acids.
AUGACCGGUUCAUGGCUCUGGGACUCAGCCAUUAUCUUAUCAAACUACAUUUCGAUUCGAGCUGAUCCUGAUUACAAUGGCGGGUUUGGCUUCUUCAACCUGCAUGGAAAGACCGUGGUCGAACUCGGUGCUGGAACGGGACUACCUGGGUUGACAGCGAGUCGACUCGGUGCUCGUCGAGUUGUCCUCACUGAUCUUCCCCCCCUCCUCCCUGGCCUACGGAAUAACGUGGAGGUCAAUGGGUUGGAUGAUGUCCGAGUUGAGGUGUGCGAGCUCGUGUGGGGGGCCGACGAGUUGCCGAGUCAACUCAAUGAGUUGCAACGUGGGGUAGACUUGGUGUUGAUGUCAGACGUGUUUUACGACUCGUCUUUGAUGGCGCCGCUGGCAAAGACGCUGAAGAUGGUGUGCCAUGGCGGGACGGUGAUAUGGUCGGCCAGCGAGGUGAGACAAUCAACGGAUGAGUGCCUAAACGAGUUGACGAGUCACGGGUUUGAGGUGACCGAGUUGGUGAGUCAACCCGGUGUAAGCACGUCGGAAACCGGUCACAACAACACAAAUGAAUUUGCUAUUUAUGUUAUAAGCCCUUCAAAUCCAAUACACUCCCCGUAG